Pygoscelis adeliae (Adelie penguin) is the source of this 774-nucleotide messenger RNA. RefSeq names its product autophagy related 10 (gene ATG10). Gene Ontology annotation, molecular function: Atg12 transferase activity. The transcript is spliced from 7 exons. The record is from RefSeq and is a predicted model, not a curated record. Bases 1 to 702 code for a protein of 233 amino acids. NCBI's taxonomy places the organism in Eukaryota, Metazoa, Chordata, Aves, Sphenisciformes, Spheniscidae. Gene Ontology annotation, cellular component: intracellular anatomical structure. Gene Ontology annotation, biological process: macroautophagy; protein lipidation; protein modification by small protein conjugation.
AUGUCCUGUAGCAUGGCAGGUGAAGAGGACUUCUUUUUGGAAGAAAAAAGAUUCAAGCAGUACUGUGAAGAAUUUAUUAAACAUUCACAGCAGAUAGGAGAUGGUUGGGAGUGGAGAACUAGCAAGGACCUUGGUGAUGGUUACCUUAGUAAAACACACUUCCAAGUAAGAAAUAGAAACAUCCCACCAGAUCUCAAGGAGAAAAACAGUGAUAACAUUGAACAAACGUUAUUUACACAUGUUGAAGAGUCUUCGGAUGAUUCUCAAGUAGCUGGAAUUUGUGCAACAGAAGAAGUGAUUCGCUAUGAAUAUCAUGUCUUGUACUCCAGCAGCUACCAAGUACCUGUGCUUUAUUUUAGGGCAUACUUUUUAGAUGGAAGACCUUUAACUCUGGAUGAAAUAUGGAAAAGUGUUCAUGCGUGCUACAAGACUCGUCUGCUGGAGGGUCCCUGGGACACUAUUACACAGCAGGAGCACCCCUUACUUGGGCAGCCAUUUUUUGUUCUGCACCCCUGCCGGACUAAUGAAUUCAUGUCUUCUGUACUGACCAGUUCACAGAAACAGAACAGACACAUAAAUUACAUUGUAUUGUGGCUCAGUACUGUAGGCCCAGUUGUGGGUCUAAAUCUGCCCCUGAGUUAUGCAAAUCUAGCACCUAAGCAGAAUACAAAUGCUGAUUCAGUUGAAAGACCUCUGAGCUGAAGGACAGCUGAUGGUUAGCUGUAGUAAAGCUAUUGCAGACUGCCCUAGGGAUGAAAUCAAAGGAAUCCUUCC